Molecule: messenger RNA, 1563 nt
Organism: Dichomitus squalens LYAD-421 SS1
Lineage: Eukaryota; Fungi; Basidiomycota; Agaricomycetes; Polyporales; Polyporaceae
Product: MFS general substrate transporter
Exons: 8
Coding region: 58-1506 (482 amino acids)
Biological process (GO): transmembrane transport
Molecular function (GO): transmembrane transporter activity
Source: RefSeq, a predicted model, not a curated record
AGCCUCUCCGUUGCGGCGUUCUUGGGUUCGCUGGACCAAACCAUCAUCUCAACUGCUAUGCCUACGAUUGCGUCUCAAUUCGAUGCCUUGCCCCAGGAGAGCUGGAUCUCAUUGGCAUAUCUCCUGACGUCCACCGUCUUCCAACCUAUCUUCGGUCGCGGGACUGACUUGUAUGGCUCGAGGCUCAUGCUCCUCAUCUCUAUCGCGGUCUUCGACAUCGGAUCCCUCCUUUGCGCAGUAGCGACCAAUUUCAUCUUUCUCUGUUGCGGGAGAGCCAUUGCCGGUAUUGGAGCAGCAGGAUUGCUUGUCGUUUGCAUGAUUAUCAUCAGUCAAAUGGUGCCCCUGCGCGAUCGAGGCAAAUUCGUCGGUGCUAUGUAUGCACGUACCGCUAUCGCAACUGUGCUAGGGCCGGUUCUCGGGGGAAUCCUCACUCGCAUAAACUGGAGAUGGUGUUUCUGGAUUAACCUGAUUCUUUCGGGUCCAGCUAUCCUUGUUCUUCUGAUGUUCGUGAAGAAUAUCCCGAACAGGAAACGCCCAGGGGCCUCUUUCAGGGACGUCGAUUUCGGCGGCAUCAUUCUCGUUGCACUAUGCAUCGUCGCCUUGUGUCUGGCUUUGUCUUGGGGCGGUACAACAUUUGACUGGCACAGUCCCGUCAUCAUCUCCUUGCUCGUGGUAGGCACGGUUCUCCUUCCGAUAUUCAUUCUAUACGAACUGCACUUCCCACGGUUCCCGGUCAUUCCCCUUGAAAUGUUCAGAAUCCGCAACGUGGCUGCGUCGACUGGCAACUACUUCUUCUCUUCGGUAUCAAUGUACGGCCUUUCUGCGUAUAUCCCAUCGUAUUAUCAGCUCGUGCGCGGCGACAACCAGCUUGUCUCCGGACUCGAAAUAUUGCCAUAUGUCGGAACUAUCGUCAUAUUCUCGACUUUGGUUGGAUAUCUCAUGUCCUGGACAGGCCGGACCCGUCCGUGGAUGUGGGCAGGACCCAUCAACACUCUCGCGAACGGCCUCAUGAUCAUGUUGAACGGCACACAGCCACGUGCUGUCGAAUACGUCUUCCUGGCACUGAGUGGUGCAGGUGUGGGUCUCAUCGCACAGACCAACACCGUGUCCGCGCAGAGCAAGGUCGCGUGGGAGCUACUCGCGAGCGUGACGACGAUGACAAUGUGGAGCAAAUCGCUAGGAGGAAUUGUCGGCAUCGCGAUGCAGGGUUCCAUCAUCAAUAACGUCUUCCAGAAGACGAUGGCAUCCAACUCUGGGGCAGCACCGUAUAUGGACCAGUUGAAGGCGCUGAGUGGGCUCCAUUCGCUGCCUCCAGCUAUCGCAGCCGACGCAUCGCGGGCAUACGGCAAGGCGUUCGGCACUAUGAUGAUCGCGACGACGCCCUUUGUUGCCGUUGGACUUUUGUUCUCCCUCACCGCGGAGCCAGCCGAUCUGGGACGUAAGUCGGGCAAGAAGAAACGUCAGGAGGACUUGGAGGCCCCAAAGACAGCGCAUGGCGAAGCCUAGAAGGAUGUCAGCGGCCUCCUUGCCUUAGCGGAGAGGGCCGCUGACAUGAAUGUGAAG